Molecule: messenger RNA, 5771 nt
Organism: Eptesicus fuscus (big brown bat)
Lineage: Eukaryota; Metazoa; Chordata; Mammalia; Chiroptera; Vespertilionidae
Gene: CRAMP1
Product: cramped chromatin regulator homolog 1
Exons: 21
Coding region: 293-4123 (1276 amino acids)
Biological process (GO): pattern specification process
Cellular component (GO): nucleus
Molecular function (GO): chromatin binding
Source: RefSeq, a predicted model, not a curated record
GGAACUGCUGCUGUGCGCGGCUGGCCGGGUCUACGGGAGGCUGAGCGGCGGCAGCAUCGGCUCCCGCAGCCCAGUCAGCCGCACCCCGGCCGCGGAGGGGACGUGCCGGGGCAGGCGGUGCCGGGGUAGGCGUUGCUUGUCGACUGUUUCCGAAGCGGGAGCACAACACCGGCGUAGCGGUCUUGCUGCAGUCGGGGCCCGGGGCUGCCCGGCCCGGCCGGAUCUGCGGGCACCCGGGAGGCCCCCGGAGGGCCCGGGAAGCCAGGCUGCUGCGGGGCAUUGAUGAAAAAGGAUGACAGUGAAGUUGGGAGACGGCGGCGGCGGGGAGGAAGGACUCAAGAGGCUGGGCAAGAGGGCUGCCGAUGAGGAUGCGUUGGAGGGAGAGGGGGCCGGCGGCGGGGAUUCGGCCGAGGACAGCGGUGGCACAAAGAGGGACGGCAAGACCCCCCGGGGCGGCGGCCCCCCGGCCCCCGCGAGUGGCCCGCAGGCUCCGUCCCCGCCGCCCGCCUGCCCCCAGGACCAGCACCACUUCCUCCGGUCCAGCGUGAGGCCGCAGAGCAAAAGGCUCAGGAAAGACUCGUCGGGCGGCGCCGGGGGGAGCAGCGGCAGCACCAGCAGCUCCGGGCCUCGCGGAAAAGGAGCUGAUGGUGGUGGAUCAUCAUCUGGAAGUGGGCCUGGGGUUGCCCCUGCUGCCCCUGCAGGGGCCUCUCGCUCCUCCUCCCGGAAUUUAGGAUCUUCCGGCGGUGAGAAGGAAGAAGGCAAAAAAGUCCGGCGACAGUGGGAGUCGUGGAGUACCGAGGACAAGAACACUUUCUUUGAGGGGCUGUAUGAGCAUGGAAAAGACUUUGAAGCAAUCCAGAACAACAUAGCUCUCAAGUAUAAGAAGAAGGGCAAGCCCGCCAGCAUGGUGAAGAACAAGGAGCAAGUGAGGCACUUCUAUUACCGCACGUGGCACAAGAUCACCAAGUACAUCGACUUCGACAAUGUGUUCUCUCGAGGGCUGAAGAAGUCGUCUCAGGAGCUGUAUGGUCUGAUCUGCUACGGUGAACUGCGCAAGAAGAUUGGGGGCUGUAUGGAUGACAAGAAUGCCACGAAGUUGAAUGAGCUCAUUCAGGUUGGGGCCACCACAGUGCGUUACAAAGGAAGAAACCUGCGAAUCAAAGCGCCCAUGUGCCGAGCCCUGAAGAAGCUCUGUGACCCAGAUGGCUUGAGUGAUGAAGAGGACCAGAAGCCAGUGCGUCUGCCCUUGAGAGUCCCCGUAGAGCUACAGCCAAGGAACAAUCAUGCCUGGGCCCGCGUACAGAGCCUCUCCCAGAACCCCAGGCUCCGGAUGAUCGUGGAGCUCCAUCGCAAGGUCUCUAGCCUCAUUGAAUUUUUGAAGCAGAAGUGGGAGCUCCAUGAAGUGCGAAUUCGAAAGACGCUCGCGGAGCGGCAGCUGCAGGAUUCGUUUGUGGAGCCGUCACAGGAGAAAGUAAUGCUGCACCUGUUCCCAGGGGAGAACUGUACGCUGACCCCACUUCCAGGAGUGGCCCGUGUGGUGCACUCUAAGGCCUUCUGCACGGUGCACUGGCAGGAGGGUGGCCGGUGCAAACAGAGCUCCAAAGAUGCCCACACGCUGCCUCCAGCUCAGAUCCUGGGCAUCCAGAGUGGGCAGGGUACAGCCAGGGGCCAGGUGAAGUGCCCACGGAGCGGCACCGAAGGCAAGGGCGGGGGGCGGCCUCCUCCCUCCAUGGACACUUCUCAGAGCUCUGGAGAGAGUUCCCCUGAAAGUGCCCUUGGGGAGGGGGCUGCCCCAAGCCUCAGCAGCCCGAACGCUCCCGACAGGCUUCCCCCUGGGCUCCAGGAUGCUGGGGUACAGACCCCCACGGCAGCUCCUGUAGAGGUUGGGGACGGCCCAGCCCCAGAGCCCAGGGCCACGACUUGUGCCUGUGGCCAGCUCCCAGAGCUGGAGGACGAUCUCUCUCUCCUAGACCCCUUUCCCCGCUACAUGAAGUCCUGCCAGGACCUCAUCCUCCCUGAGCCGUGCCACUGUGCAGACUCUCGGCUCUCAGCGUGUGUCUCCCCAGAGACUCAAGCCCCCAGCAGCGCAGAGGUGGCCAACCUUGCCCGGACCAGGGCACCAUCUCCUGUCCGUAGCCUAUCUGGCCUGGAGCCUCAGCCCAGCCCAGGGCUCCAGCCAGAUGUUUGCACUAAAGACUCAGCAGAUGCUCCUGCAGAGGAGCCCCAGGAGAAGGUGAGCCCCUCGGACCCCCCGCCACCUCAGGGACAGCCUUCUGCCAAGCCUCCAAAAGAUGUCCCUGCCAGCCGGCUGGCCCAGCAGCUCCGUGAAGAGGGCUGGAACCUGCAGACCUCCGAGAGCCUGACGCUGGCCGAAGUCUACCUCAUGAUGGGAAAGCCGAGCAAGCUGCAGCUGGAGUACGACUGGCUGGCCGAGCUGGGCCCUGAGGGCCAGGCCCCUGGUGGUUCCCCACCUGCCGCCUUUCACAAGCAGCGCCUCCUCAGCUGCCUCCUGAAGCUCAUCUCCACUGAGGUCAACCCCAGACUGGCUCCAGAAUCGAACGCCAGCUCCAUGGCCUCAGCGAGACCCGCCCAGGAGGAGCAGUCGACGACCCCCCCUGGGAAGGUGGUGAACGUGAGCGCCCGGAGCCCCCGCUGCCCUCGAAACCAGUCUGCCCUUCGCAACAGCAAGGCCUUCUCUCCCAGCUCUGCGCCUUGUCCCUCCUCAGGUUUGAGAAACCCUCCAAGACCCCUCUUGGUGGCUGGUUCCUCUAGUACAGGAAGCAGUGACUCAGAUGGUGGCCUUUUUGCUGUCCCAACAACUUUGCCACCCAACAGCCGACAUGGGAAGCUCUUCUCUCCUAAUAAAGAGACAGAAUUGACUUUCCUUCAGCAUCUGAACUCCAUCAGCAUGCAGUCGGAUUUCUUCUUGCCAAAGCCCCGGAAACUGCAGAACCGGCACCUACGGAAGCCUCUGGUGGUCCAGAGAACCCUGCUUCCUAGACCUUCUGAAAACCAGUCCCACAAUGUCUGCUCCUUCUCUAUCAUGUCAAAUUCCUCCAUAACCGGUAGAGGCUCAUUCCGGCCCAUCCAGUCUUCCCUCACCAAAGCAGCUCUGUCUCGGCCAAUCAUGCCCAAGGUCCUUCCGCCCCAGGCCACAGGCCACCUGGCCAGUGCUGUCGACUUAGCAGCUACAAGUGCCGGCAUCAUCCCCGGGAGCCCCCUCCCUGUCUUGGAUGCUGAGGGUUUGUCUGGCAUCUCUCCACUGUCUUCAGAUGAGGCAACAGCUACCCUUUCGGGUCCGGACUCCACUAGCACCCUCCAGAAUGGAGACCCCAUCCCCACUGUGGGGGGUACAAGCGAUCCAUUCAUCAGCAUCCCCUCGAGGCCUGAGCAGGAGCCAGUGACGGAAGGUUUCCAGGGUUCACCUGUCCUCUCCUUAACUGAGCUAUCGAAGGCUCCUCUGCACAAUGGGCUUUCCACCCAAUUGCCCUUGGCGGAGGGUUCCAGCACUCGGCUCUCUCCGCCUAACGUUUCUGCUCUGCUGGACAUCUCCCUGCCUGGCCCGCCUGAGGACGUGCUCUCCCAGGGAGAGCCUGCCACUCAGAUCAGUGACUCCAUCAUUGAGAUCGCCAUCAGCUCUGGCCAAUACGGUGAAGGAGUCCCUCUUUCUCCAGCAAAACUAAAUGGCAGUGACAGUUCCAAGAGUCUUCCUUCCCCAUCCAGCAGCCCCCAACCAGACUGGAUUGCCUCCCCCACCCAUGACCCCCAGUGGUGCCCCAGCGACCCCACGGACUCAUCCCUUGGCAGCUUGUUUGCAAGCUUCAUCUCAGAGAAAAGCCGAAAGAUGCUGCCGACUCCAGUGGGGACCCACAGUGGCACCUCCCUGCUGGGCCCCAGCCUGCUAGAUGGAAACUCGAGAGACUCGUUUGUGUCCAGAUCCCUGGCUGACGUGGCAGAGGUCGUGGAUUCCCAGCUGGUGUGCAUGAUGAAUGAAAACAGCGUUGAUUAUAUAUCUCGAUUCAACGACUUGGCCCAGGAGCUGUCCAUUGCCGAGCCCAGCCGCCGAGAGGUUCUGUUUGAUGGCAGUGGAAGUGGCCCCCCUGUCAGUGACCUAUCCCAGUGAACAUACAACGUGCCUCGUGGUGGGGGCAUCCUGGAGGCGUCAGAGGAGAGCUUACAGGGCUGGUGGUCCAGUCCUCAACUGUGAUAGGUGUAGAGGAAACACAAAUCUAGCCCAGGACCCCCAGAAGAUGGUCAGAAUAGAGACACCUCUGCACCCCAGAAUACACAAAAUGCUGGAAGCUAUAUCCCAACGGGGAGAGGGCAGUAGUGGCCUGAGAGAUAAGGACGAGUCCUGGAAUGUCAUACAUCACUGUGGCAUUGGAGCCAUUCUUCGCCAGUCGUGGGAUCUCAUAUUGGGGUCUGUGUAAUGACCACAUUUCUGCCCAUGCAUCUGCCUUGGUGGUUGUGUUGGACAGUUUAGUCGGUUUUCUUUCUGAAAGAAAGGGGAGUGGGUGUGUGCCCCAGCGUAGUCGUUGUGCCCUGGGGAGUUAUAAUCUCCCUGCUUUCUAUAAGGAGACUCCAGGUCAUGGCUGCAUUCUUUCUGCCAAACCUGUACCACACUUUGAUUGCUUCUCUGCAGAGUGAUGAUGGAAGGGGGUGAGGGGGUGACAGGGGACAGCUGGGUCUGGCCUGGGCUUUGCUUGGUGGUAUCUGUACCCUAAGACAGCGGACACUUCAGGGGACACUGAUCACAGGACAGCAGAAGGGUCCCAGGGCAGCGUAACUGGAGCCAUCACCUCAGAAAUACUGAUCCUUGCCUAGUGCUUCCCUAUCUAGAUGUGUUUUCUGAACAGGACGGGGGGAAAAAAUCAUGUCCAGGUUCUAUGGACUUUUAGAAAAGAAUCCUGCUAAGCUUGUUGGAGAAUGUUUUUCUUGUGUUUUAAGAAUUAGACAAUGAGGAGGUAAACCAGUUUAGUUGGUUUCCUUCUUGCAUCCAUCUACAAGUUUCUUCUAGGUGAUCUAUAAUGUUACUUCUCUUUAUUGGGACGAUCCUAAGCACUUGUUUAACUAACCACAGUUAAGACUUUCCUGAUGAGUCCUUGAACCUCUGAUGUGUUACUGUUUAGCAUCUGAGACAAAUGUACUUUGCAGGGGAAUUUCUUUUUUUUUUCAGUCUUCUCUUCCUUUCAUUGGCCUAAGAGCAGAGCAUACUGUGAUGCGCAGGUUUAAUCCCCCAUGUCUCCUUUUGCCCAGUGGUCUCUUAUUUUGCUCCUUCCUGUUCAGGGAAUGCAGACAAGGGUCAUACAUCCUGAUGCAGUUAGAGCACUACCACAUCCCUGUAUUGUACUCAGUGAGCCUCCUUGGGUGACCAGUUGUCACCAUUGCAAGUAGUCCAGUGUCCAGUUCUUCCCCAGAAUGGAGCUAACAAGGCUCCUGUGUUUGCUCAGCCUUGGGAAACUCAACACUUAAUUCACUCCUUAGCCACAUUAUGUGUGGCCAGAAGCCAGUGCUCUUGUGUUGGACUAGUAAUACCUGAGCCACCAUUCCACCUGCUGCUUCACCCUCCCCCGACAGCCAGCAUCAUCCACCUGAACCAAUCUUCGUUCUGUUGCUCACCUUUCCUCUUCCCCUGACUGGUGGAAAAUGGCAGCUCUUGAUCCUCUACAAUGGCAGGAUCAAGGCAGUCCUGGUCCUCUACAGAGGCUUCUCCCCAAUGAGAGAGCAGCCUGUGUGAAAAGGAGAGAAAGGUCUUUUGUGUGUGCAAGAAG